AUGAGCGCGGAGGCGGCCCAGGCGGGGUCCCGCGCCGGCACAGCGGCCCCGGGGCCCGGCCCCGGCAUGCGGCCGCCCUCCGCCGCCCUCUCCCCGCGGACGGCGCCGGAUGGCGGCGGUCUGUUCGGUUGGCUGCGCGGGCGCUGCCUGGGCCGCAGCGCCGCCGUGGACCCGGCGCGGGACAGCUUCCGCGCCAUGACCGGGCUGUACGGCUCCAUCCAGCCCGCCGACUCCGUGUACCUCAGCACCCGCACGCACGGCGCCGUCUUCAACCUCGAGUACUCUCCGGACGGGUCUGUGCUCACUGUUGCUUGUGAACAGACUGAAGUGCUGCUUUUUGACCCAAUAUCUUCAAAGCACAUCAAAACUCUCUCUGAAGCUCAUGAAGAUUGUGUAAAUAAUAUCAGGUUUCUAGAUAAUCGGCUCUUUGCAACUUGUUCUGAUGACACUACAAUAGCACUUUGGGAUCUGAGGAAGCUGAACACAAAAGUGUGCACUUUACACGGUCACACCAGCUGGGUAAAGAACAUUGAGUAUGACACCAAUACAAGACUGCUGGUGACAUCAGGAUUUGAUGGAAAUGUGAUCAUCUGGGACACAAACAGGUGCACUGAAGAUGGGUGUCCCCACAAGAAGUUUUUUCACACCCGUUUUCUUAUGCGAAUGAGAUUGACACCAGACUGUUCCAAAAUGCUGAUCUCCACAUCCUCUGGCUAUCUUCUGAUUUUGCAUGACCUUGAUCUAAACAAAACUCUAGAGGUUGGCAGCUACCCCAUUUUAAGAGCUAGGAGAACUGCAUCAAGUUCAGAUAUAACAUCCUCAAGUCUGUCCAGUCCUCGAGCCGUUGGUUCCCCAUGUCACCAGAAUGAUUCCAGUCCACUGUCUGAGAAGCAGAUGUCACGGUCCUCACAGCGAGAAGGUGGAUCACCUAGAAAUAGUUUGGAGGUCUUAACACCAGAAGUUCCUGGUGAGAGAGACCGAGGCAACUGCAUUACAUCCCUACAGCUACAUCCGAAAGGGUGGGCUACCCUUCUUCGGUGCUCAAGUAAUACAGAUGACCAGGAGUGGACUUGUGUCUAUGAAUUCCAGGAAGGCGCCCCCGUGCGCCCCGUCUCGCCUCGCUGCUCCCUGCGCCUGACUCACUGCAUCGAAGAGGCCAACGUGGGCCGGGGUUACAUCAAAGAGCUCUGCUUCAGUCCCGACGGCCGGAUGAUCUCGUCCCCGCACGGCUUCGGGAUCCGCCUGUUGGGCUUCGACGCGCACUGCAGCGAGCUCGUUGACUGCUUGCCCAAAGAAGCCAGUCCCUUGAAAGAAAUCCGUUCCCUGUAUUCUCACAAUGAUGUGGUACUGACAACAAAGUUUUCUCCAACCCACUGUCAGAUUGCCUCGGGGUGCCUUAGCGGACGCGUUUCUUUGUAUCAGCCAAAGUUCUAGGCGCACUGUACGUCGGCGGGACCUUCACGUGUUUGUGUUCUAACUUCAGCUUAGUUGAAGUGUGCUCUCUUGAAAUCCCGUAAACCCGGACGAGAUCAUAGUUCGCGUGGUCUCAGUGAUAAUGGUGUGAGUUCCUGGUGCAGCACUGUAUGCAUUCUCAUACUGCAUCUGCAAGUCAGGCUCCAUGCGUUGUGUUUUCGGCCUUAUAGGCAGACCGUAGCUGCUUCUGACCCUGUGCCAUCAAGUCGUCGUUCUGUUUGGUUUUGUACUGUAGUACUUGCUGGUAAUUUUCUUCAGCAUGACUUGAAGUGGGCUGUCUGGAAGAAACAUAGGUGGGAUGCAGGUAGGAGCUCAGCCACCACUCACCCAGGCUUCCCUGGUGCAGCACCUCUCUGUUCCAGAGGACCUCUCCCUUGCUGAAGCUGCCAUACAGUGAUUGUUAGAUAUUGAGCAGGCUUUGUGUGUGCUAGAUUAGUUGGCACAAAAACACAGAAAGAAAUUGUUUUGCAUUAAUUUGUAUUUUUUUUUGUGGUUGGCUAGAAAGUUGGUCAGCUUUCUGUAAUGUUUUGCUGUACUAAAAAAAUCUUUGUAGACUGCUUUUCCUUGAAUUAUUAGUAGAAGGAAGAGGCUCCCAGGUAACAGCAGUACAAUUAGGUGACGGCCCCAAGAUGCAGCAGGGGAGGUUCGGGUUGGGUGUAAGGAAAAACAAGUUCUCCAGAAGAGUGGCCAGGUGUUGGAAUGGGCAGUGGCCCAGGGAGGUGUUGGGAUCACCAUCCCUGGGGCCUGCAGGAGCUGUGGCACUAAGGAACAAAGUCAGUGGGCACGGCAGGGCUGGGCUGGGCUUGGGAUCUUCGUGGUCUUUUCCAAACAUAAGGAUUGUAUGGUUCUACGGAUUGAGACACAGCUGCAUUUUUUUCCUCAGAUUGAGUCAGAAAUGCCUGGAGCAGAGCAACAGGAGCUGAAUAGGUAAACCUCUUCAGCUGCAUCCGCUGCACAUGAACCUUAGGGAAUGUUUCUUACAGUGUGUAAGAUUAAUUGGCAACUUUUAGUCCUCAGCCAGUAGGAUUUCUUUUGUGGGAAGCUUUCCACAUCAGUUACAUAAACCUUCAUCCUGUGUUGGAGAAUGAGCAGCACAGAAUUCUUGCUUAGGGCCAUUAGGUCUUCUCACUGCUCUGCACCUCAUGUUACAGCAGGAGUUCCUUUUGGGAGUGUCUGUAGUACAAGCAGGCAAGUAUUGCUUCACAAGUGUAGUCACUGGAGCAGAUUAGAACCAUUCCUGUCUAAAGAUCUGUGUGGAUUUAACUGGGGUAAUUAUAAAAUCUGAAAUGUGAUUUAAGGGAGAACAUCGGCAACCGAAGCAUGAAUGCCAAGGUUUAACCCUUAGGUUCAUCACAGGCUCCCAGACAGGCGGGGGUGUUGGGUUAUUAGGGUUGGGGGUGUCCCCAUGGGCUGGCACAGGCUGCUGCUGUGGGAAGGAGCCCUGCCCACGGCAUGGUGCUGGGCUCUGGUGAUCCUUAAGGAUCUCUGCUACAGUUUUAAGGUUUUGAUGAAUUUUUAUUUAAAAACAAAAAAACAA
Tympanuchus pallidicinctus (lesser prairie-chicken) is the source of this 3010-nucleotide messenger RNA. RefSeq names its product DDB1 and CUL4 associated factor 10 (gene DCAF10). The coding region runs from base 1 to 1434 and encodes 477 amino acids. The transcript is spliced from 7 exons. Gene Ontology annotation, molecular function: protein binding. The record is from RefSeq and is a predicted model, not a curated record. Gene Ontology annotation, cellular component: Cul4-RING E3 ubiquitin ligase complex. NCBI's taxonomy places the organism in Eukaryota, Metazoa, Chordata, Aves, Galliformes, Phasianidae.